Messenger RNA from Archocentrus centrarchus (flier cichlid), 2830 nucleotides. RefSeq names its product phosphatidylinositol-specific phospholipase C, X domain containing 1, tandem duplicate 1 (gene plcxd1.1). Lineage: Eukaryota; Metazoa; Chordata; Actinopteri; Cichliformes; Cichlidae. Gene Ontology annotation, biological process: lipid metabolic process. Bases 328 to 1284 code for a protein of 318 amino acids. The transcript is spliced from 7 exons. Gene Ontology annotation, molecular function: phosphoric diester hydrolase activity. The record is from RefSeq and is a predicted model, not a curated record.
ACAGCCGCCUCACCGGGACUCCCUCGGUGUUGGUGAAGCAGUGCGCCGAACGCGCGUUAUGGAUCACCGAUAAUCGACAGUGAUGCGCGCCGGAGCCGCUGCGCUGCGCACGCCGGGCUGAGCCGCUGCAGAGGGGCGCAGCUUCAUCCCCGGAUCCCGUCAUACAUGUUUAAUGUGCCGCUCCGAUCAUGACACGUCCCGACGCUGUGAGACGGGCUGUCCGUGGCCUUUAUUUGCAGUGUUUGCUGGUGUGACCAGUCCAGCCGGUUCUGCGUUCAGAGGCGGCAGCGUCAGCAGUGCGAUCAGGCAGCGGAAGUCAGCGUGGUGAUGUCCGGACUGAGUGAGCCAAGGCUGGCAAAGCUACCCAUGGACAGCUGGAUGUCUCACCUGCCAUGCGCGCUAUGGGACACCCCGCUGUACCACCUGGCCAUCCCAGGCAGCCACAAUGCAAUAACCUACUGCCUGGAUAUGGACGACAGAUCUCCCAUUGACCUCAUGCAGCCUGACAUGCUGCAGAAACUCGACAAAUACAUGAAGCCCCUCAUUCGCCCCUUUGUGUAUAAGUGGGCAAAAACCCAGGAGCAUCCUAUAAAGCAUCAGCUGGACUGUGGGGUCAGGUACUGUGACCUGAGGAUCGCACACAGGCCCAACGACAGCUCCACGGAUCUGUACUUCUACCACGGCGUUUACACCACUCUCACUGUGGAGAUGGUUCUGAAGGAGAUCAGAGAUUGGCUGGACGUUCAUCCCAAAGAGGUGCUCAUCCUGUCCUUCAGCCACUUCCUCGGCCUGAGCCAGGAGCUCCACGCGGUGCUGCUCGCGACCAUACGCAGCUCGUUCACCUCCAAACUCUGUCCCAAAACGGAGGCGUUAACUCUUCGUAACCUGUGGGCUUUGGGCUACCAGGUGAUCGUGUCCUAUGAGCAGCACAGCAUGGAGCGCUGUCACACUGAGCUGUGGUCCCACAUUCCUUACUGGUGGGCCAACAAAUGCAAAGCUGAGGCUCUGAUUGAGGAGUUUGAACGCAUGAAACAAGGCAGAAGACCAGGGGGUUUCUUUGUGGCAGGAAUUAAUCUGACAGAGGACUUGAAAUACAUCUGCACCCACCCAACAGAGUCCCUGAAGGACCUGGUGAUGUCCACGUACCCGACGCUGCUCAGCUGGGUCACAGAGCAGAUUCCCGGCUCCCGCGACGGCUCCCUCAACAUCAUCGCCGGGGACUUUGUCACAGAGAGCCACUUUGUGCCCAUCGUCGUCGCACUCAACGAGAAACUCCUGAAGUAGUCCUCGCGACUGUAACGAGCAUGACUCUGCGAGAAAACGAACCACAGCAUGAAACGCACACAGGCUUGUUUUGUUAAGAGUGACAGAAAGUACUUGAAUAUUUAUUUAGAUGUAAACGGCGCUGCUGGAAGCGGCAGCGUUUCAGCCUGAAAGCUGCUUCAAAACAGACUUUUUGGUAUUUGGACCUGCACUUGUUUGUUUACACUCAGUUCAUUAUUUAUGCAAUGUUCAGUAUGGAGGCAGCACCAAGGCCAGAUUCACGUUACGCUGACCGAAGCAAUAAUUAUACAACUGAUCUAACGUGUAGGUAUUUUACACCAGGGUCAAUCAGCUGCUUUAUCUCUACAAUAACUUUAUGAAACCAUGCAAAUGUAGCCUGUGUGUAGCCUUUAUACAGUGUCAAACGGAUCAGUCAUGCUUAGAUGUGUCGUCGCCCCAUAAAGAGUCAGGAAAAAAAAACUUAUAUUAGAAAUUCAUUUCACUCUGAAGGAAUCACAGCAAGAAGAUCUGAGCAGCCACGUAUCCCACAAGAUUUACCCAGAAUGCUCUUUGACCUUUCCUCCAGCGAAUGACCGGGAACAGAUCAAACAUCCAGACACCAGCGCUGGUUUCUGCUGCUCUACGUCACAGAUGUCAAACUGCUGCAGGUCAUUCAGACUAUCAUAGAUCCCAUCAGACUGAUGCUCACAGCUGGUUUUGGGUUUAGAUUGCUACUCUUGCAGUGGGUGUAAAACUGAUUUGGUUGCAUGUGUGUGUAGGUUCCCAGUCAUAACGGUCAUGGUAGUCUCAGGAGCUUGAAAUAAGCAGGCAAAUGUUGAUUCACACGAUCAACAGUGGGUCAGUGACCCUCAGGGCCACUUCCAAAAGGUAUGGUCUCCACUACCUGGGACUCUCCACCAUUUGUUUUUAGAACUGAAAGAAGCCUAUUGGAUGAGAAGUGAAACAUCUUUACAAGUCCGGUUGCCUUCUUUUUUCAAGCUCCUAUGAUUUGGCUGCAGUUUUUAACAGAGUUUAAAUGUGUUUUUCAGCCCUGAGAGGUUCACAUGGAUAUCUGCUGCACUUAGGAAACUACGAGGGUUCAAAAAUGCUGGAAAAUAUAAUCAGAAAGCACCAAAUUUGGACCCCCUCUGUUCUUGGAGGGCCUGUAACCCUGAAAACAUUCACAGUAAAAGUAAAAAUGUCCGUCAGUAAAUCAACUAAAGUUAUUGUACAAAAUAAACAGCUGAUUGCGAGGGGGUCGGGUGGGAGCCAUUGAUUGAUUUUAUUAUGAAAUGACACAUGAUUAAGCACAAUGUAUUCAAUGAGCACAUGUGACUGUAACAUAGGGCACUUUUAUACAUGUAGUGUGUGCAGUAAGUGAAAGAAAAUACUGGUAUUUAACCACUGAGAUUGUAGAGGAGAUGUGAAACUUAUGCAAACUGCAUGGAAAACCUAUUUGCAUGAACCCAACCUCGACUGUUCUGCUAAAAAUGGACUUUAGCCAGUAGAUUGAGCCUUUACUUCCAAUAAUGCUGCACCGCUGUGCCUGUGGAGAUGAGCUUUUCCA